This is a messenger RNA of Trichosurus vulpecula (common brushtail), 7012 nucleotides long. It is a transcript of the gene DROSHA, whose product is annotated as drosha ribonuclease III. The record is from RefSeq and is a predicted model, not a curated record. The transcript has 37 exons. Gene Ontology annotation, cellular component: nucleus. Gene Ontology annotation, biological process: pre-miRNA processing; regulation of gene expression; rRNA processing. Gene Ontology annotation, molecular function: ribonuclease III activity; double-stranded RNA binding. The coding region runs from base 289 to 4497 and encodes 1402 amino acids. NCBI's taxonomy places the organism in Eukaryota, Metazoa, Chordata, Mammalia, Diprotodontia, Phalangeridae.
GGUGGUGCAGACUCGGCUGCCGCAGCCUCAGCUGUCUGGGCUCCUCCCUGUUUUCCCUCUUGGUGGCGGCUGCAGUAGCGGUGGCUAGCGUUCGCAGAGCCGCGGCUUCGCCCCCCGACCCCCGCUCCCGCCACCCGGCUGCCCCGGCAGCUCCCUGCAGGUUGCCAUGGGCAAAGAAUUCAUCACCCAAUGGACAGCCUGCUGGUGAUGAGCCUCUCUGAGGAAGACUAGAGCACAGGAAGGUGAAGUCAUUUUUCUCAGAGCCUUGCAGCAAGUUAGAGUCAAAGAAUGUCAUUCCACUCUGGACGAGGCAAUUCCCGAGGACGAGGAGGAUCUGGUGGAAGAGCUUCGACUCAAACCUUCAGGCCUCAGAAUUUGAGACAGCUUCAUCCUCAGCAGCCUACUGGGCAAUACCAGUAUGAACAACCAGUUGCUCCCCCAGCCACUUUCACAAGUCCUCCAACUACAAGCUACUUGCCACCCAGGCCAGAUUUUGUGCCCUACCCCCCACCUGUGCCUCCAACAGCACAGACUCCUGUUACCCAGUGUCCUCUCAGGCCACCUCUCCCCAACCAUCAAGUAAGACCAACUUUUCCAGUACCACCUUGCUUUCCCCCUGUUCCUCCUCCUGUACCUGCUCCUACUAACACUUCAGUACCUGGAACACCUGCUACACAAACUACCUUUCCCUAUAUGAUGCCACCUCCUUCCCUGCCACCACCACCCCCAGUAAUACCACCACAAGUUAAUUAUCCAUCAGUGUAUCCCACAACCUAUUCACAGCAAUCUUUCCCACCUCCUAAUUUUAGUAGUUACCAGAAUAACUCUAGUUCUUUUCAGACCAGCAGUAAUAAUAACAGCAGUAGCCAUUUUAGGCACCCAACUCAGUAUCAGGUAGAAAAGCCUUCGAGUGAAAGGAGGUCCCCAGAAAGGAGUAAGCACUAUGAUGACCACCGGCAUCGAGAACAUAGUCAUGGACAUGGCGACCGACACCGGUCAGAUAGUCAUGGAGAUCGGCGGGACAGAACUCGAAGUCCAGACAGGAGGAGACAAGAAAGUAGCCGACAUAGAUCAGAUUACGACAGAGGGAGGACUCCCCCUCGUCACCGAAGUUAUGAGCAUAGCAGAGAGCGAGAACGGGACAGGGACAGGGACAGACACAGGCACCGAGAAAGCCGAAGAUCCCCAUCUCCAGACAGAUCCUACAAAAAAGAGUACAAGCGAACCAGCAGCCGAUCUCCAAGUAGAGAGAAGAAGAGAACUCGAUGGGAAGAUGACAGAGAUCGAUGGGUUGACAGUCAGAAUUCUGGCAAAGAAAAGAGCUAUACCUCAAUCAAGGACAAAGAGCCAGAGGAGAUCAUGCCUGACAAAAAUGAAGAAGAAGAAGAGGAUCUGCUUAAACCAGUCUGGAUUCGUUGUACUCAUUCAGAAAGCUACUAUUCUAAUGACCCCAUGGAUCAAGUGGGAGAUUCUACAGUUGUUGGGACGAGUAGGCUCCGAGACUUGUACGAAAAGUUUGAAGAAGAAUUAGGGAAGAGGCAAGCAAAAGCCAAAGCUGUGAGGCCCCCAUGGGAGCCACCGAAGACCAAACUAGAUGAAGAUUUAGAUAGCUCCAGCGAAUCUGACUGUGAUUCUGAUGAUGAUAGCAGCUGUUCCAGUAGCUCAGACUCUGAUGUUUUCGAUGUAAUUGCUGAAAUCAAACGCAAAAAAGCCCACCCUGAUCGACUUCAUGAAGAGCUCUGGUAUAAUGACCCUGGACAGAUGAAUGAUGGCCCUCUCUGUAAAUGCAGUGCAAAAGCGAGGCGCACAGGAAUCCGGCACAGCAUCUAUCCCGGUGAAGAGCCCAUCAAACCCUGUCGUCCUAUGACCAAUAAUGCUGGCAGACUCUACCACUAUCGAAUUACGGUUUCACCUCCUACAAACUUUUUGACUGAUAGACCAACUGUUAUAGAAUAUGAUGAUCAUGAAUAUAUUUUUGAAGGAUUUUCUAUGUUUGCACAUGCUCCUUUGACCAAUAUUCCUCUGUGUAAAGUAAUUAGAUUUAAUAUAGACUACACAAUUCAUUUCAUUGAAGAGAUGAUGCCUGAGAAUUUUUGUGUGAAAGGCCUUGAGCUCUUUUCCUUGUACCUGUUCAGAGACAUUUUGGAACUCUAUGAUUGGAAUCUUACAGGCCCUUCAUUUGAAAAUAAUAGUUCAUGCUGUCCAAGAUUUCAUUUCAUGCCACGUUUUGUAAGAUUUCUUCCAGAUGGAGGAAAGGAAGUGCUAUCAAUGCAUCAGAUUCUACUCUACUUGUUGAGAUGUAACAAAGCUUUGGUGCCUGAAGAAGAGAUUGCUAACAUGCUCCAGUGGGAAGAACUUGAAUGGCAGAAAUAUGCAGAGGAAUGUAAAGGAAUGAUUGUUAACAAUCCUGGCAUGAAACCUAGUUCAGUACGCAUUGAUCAGCUGGAUCGGGAACAGUUCAACCCUGAUGUGAUUACUUUUCCAAUUAUUGUCCACUUUGGGAUACGCCCUGCCCAGUUGAGUUAUGCAGGAGACCCUCAAAUCCCUAGCUUCUUUCAAGACUCAGCUCAAAUGCCACCUUCUGCAGGAGACUGUUCCCGGUCAUCACAGCUGCUAGAGCCUACCACUCUAAGGUAUCAGAAGCUAUGGAAAAGCUAUGUGAAGCUCCGCCACCUCUUGGCAAAUAGCCCCAAGGUCAAACAGGCUGACAAGCAAAAGCUGGCACAGAGAGAGGAAGCUCUGCAGAAAAUUCGACAGAAGAAUACAAUGAGGAGAGAGGUGACAGUGGAACUGAGUAGCCAAGGAUUCUGGAAAACUGGCAUCCGUUCUGAUGUUUGCCAGCACGCAAUGAUGCUUCCUGUUUUGACCCAUCAUAUCCGUUAUCACCAGUGCUUGAUGCAUCUUGACAAGUUGAUUGGAUAUACUUUCCAAGAUCGUUGUCUGCUACAGCUAGCAAUGACCCAUCCCAGCCAUCACCUAAACUUUGGAAUGAAUCCUGAUCAUGCUCGUAACUCUUUAUCCAACUGCGGCAUACGUCAACCCAAAUAUGGAGACAGAAAAGUCCAUCAUAUGCACAUGAGGAAAAAAGGAAUUAACACCUUAAUAAAUAUCAUGUCACGCCUUGGUCAAGAUGACCCUACUCCUUCCAGCCACAGACUGAACCCGAACUCCAGCAAGCCGUCUCACAAAUGUGUGCCCUUGAGUGCAAGGAAGAUCAGGAUUAACCACAAUGAACGUUUGGAAUUCCUGGGUGAUGCUGUUGUUGAAUUUUUAACUAGCGUCCACCUGUACUACCUGUUUCCUAGCCUAGAAGAAGGAGGAUUAGCAACCUAUCGCACUGCUAUUGUUCAGAACCAACAUCUUGCUAUGUUAGCAAAGAAACUUGAACUGGACCGAUUCAUGCUUUAUGCUCAUGGACCUGACCUCUGUAGAGAAUCAGACCUUCGCCAUGCUAUGGCAAAUUGUUUUGAGGCUUUAAUAGGAGCUGUUUACUUGGAGGGAAGCCUUGAAGAAGCUAAACAGUUAUUUGGGCGUUUGCUCUUUAAUGACAAGGACCUCCGGGAAGUAUGGCUUAAUUAUCCACUACACCCACUCCAACUACAGGAGCCAAAUACUGAUCGACAACUCAUUGAAACCUCUCCAGUACUACAGAAGCUUACAGAAUUCGAGGAAGCUAUUGGAGUCAUUUUUACUCAUGUUCGACUUCUGGCACGAGCAUUCACAUUGAGAACAGUGGGAUUUAAUCAUCUGACUCUAGGCCAUAAUCAGAGAAUGGAAUUCCUGGGUGACUCUAUAAUGCAGUUGGUCGCUACAGAGUACUUAUUCAUUCAUUUUCCUGAUCAUCAUGAAGGCCACUUAACGCUUUUACGCAGCUCUCUGGUGAAUAACAGAACACAAGCAAAAGUAGCAGAAGAGCUGGGCAUGCAGGAAUAUGCCAUCACCAAUGACAAGACCAAGAGACCUGUCGCUCUACGUACUAAGACCUUGGCUGAUCUUUUGGAAUCAUUUAUUGCUGCACUAUACAUUGAUAAGGAUUUGGAAUACGUUCACACUUUCAUGAAUGUGUGCUUCUUUCCAAGGCUAAAGGAGUUCAUUUUGAAUCAGGAUUGGAAUGAUCCUAAAUCUCAACUUCAGCAGUGCUGCCUGACCCUUAGAACAGAGGGAAAAGAGCCCGACAUUCCUCUCUAUAAGACUCUUCAAACAGUGGGGCCAUCUCAUGCAAGAACUUAUACUGUGGCUGUUUAUUUCAAAGGGGAAAGAAUAGGCUGUGGAAAAGGCCCAAGUAUUCAGCAAGCAGAAAUGGGAGCUGCAAUGGACGCCCUUGAAAAAUAUAACUUUCCCCAGAUGGCCCAUCAGAAGCGGUUCAUUGAGCGGAAAUACAGACAAGAGUUGAAAGAAAUGAGGUGGGAAAGAGAGCAUCAGGAGAAAGAGCCAGAUGAGACUGAUGAAGCGGUGACACCAUACAUACAAGUGAAACGUGAAGAAUUAAGUCCGUGAACCAAAUAUUUGAUCUACAGUAUGCCAGACAGCUGUACUUUUGAAAACAUCUGAUGGACAUGGAAGCCAAUUUUCUCUAAGCAGUUUGUCUUCUGUAGAAUGGAGACUGUAAUAAUAGGCUUAAAGGGGAGGGAAAAAAAAAUCUGUAUAUUUUAGUAUCAUUGGAAUGGACAUUUAAAUCACAGACCAUACAUUAUUUGAAAGUUCGGUAGGAAAAAAAGGUAUUAAGAACUAAGUUAAUAGUCGAAAAGUGAUUUUGAAAAUAAUGUUUUUAAGUUAACUUUAUUGGUAUCUAAUAAAGGGAAAAAUAUUUUAAGACUCCCCUAAAAAAAAUAUACUAUUCCUGGUUCCUGGUUCCCAAGUAAAAAUACCCAUUUUUCAUGAUUUGUCAGUUUCAAAAGUGCAAAAUUAUAACCCUUUAGAAAACAUAACAAACUUAUUUUUAGAACUUGGCCCUUAAUUCUGCAGAUUUGUCUUUAUACUUUUCAUAUUACAAAUUCUUCGGAGAAAAUACACAGCAAAGUGCCUUCUAUAUUGUGGGAGGGGGUGGAAGUGAUUUAUUUUUUUAAUGACAGUAUUGAAUAGAGUUCACUAUAGAAUGUUUGAGCUAGAAAGGACCUUAGAGAUCAUAUAGUCCAAUCUCUUUACUAUACAGACAGUGAAACAGACCCAGAGAAAUGAGUGGUGUGUGAUUACCCUUCAAGACCAAGAUGAGACAACUGAUCUGUAUUCAGUUGUUUGUAUCACACCAAAAAUUGAGUACAAGUACAGAAAUUGGAAUUAUCCUAUCCUUAGUCUUUAUGAUGUUAGAGUAUCAGAGAAUCAUAAGUUUAUCUAAUACUACCAGACUCUUGAAGUAUGCUUCUUUCCACCUUAACAAAUCGUGUGUAUUCCUGGAUUAUCGUCUACUUAAAUUCUAAUGUAAUGCCUCCUCGUUGACUGGAGGUGGUCCUGAGUUUUUAAUGGUUGUGCCAUCAGAGCACAGCAUCUGACAGGUUCUACCAAGUUGUAAAGGCUUCAAGUAUGAGCCUGACAGCAGAUUCCUAAUCUGGUGCUGAGGACCAGCUUAGUCAUGUUCAAGGAGGCUCAUCACCAGAAGGUUGACCUCCAGGUAAUGAAUAUUUCUUUUUUUGCCUUGUAGUAACUUAUGGGACCAUCCAUUAUAUUGUGGGACGGUUUUGAAAUUUGUCAGUGCAGUGAGCACUCACACUGAUAAAAUCCCUCAAAUUCUGUAUUAUAUGAGCAAGUAUUUGUAAGGGCUGCAGUGAAUGUCAGGAAUAUCUUGCCAAACACCUAGGGAACAGAGUAUAUGUGGGGCCGGAAAGGCUUUCACUGAGUCCCUAUGUAUCAUUGUGUCUUGAAAAUAAAACCAACCUUCUAUGUGUCAAGGAAUAAUUCUUAGUUCCAUGUAGAACCAUGUUUUCUCUAGUCGUUGUCAUUUUUCUUCCUUGUACUAUUUGUGACCUUUUUCAGCUUCUGUCUCUAUAUUAUAUGCUGCUGAAAUGUGAAGUAUAAAAGUUACAUAUCAGAAUCUUAAUGUCAAAAAAAUUUAACAUGAAAUGUUUCUGAUAAAUGUCAGAUAUAUGAGAAAUAAAAGGAAUUGGUGCACAUAUGCAAAGCUUUUCUGAAAGCCAUUCCCCAAUAACUGUGUGUUCAAAAGAUAUGAAUGUUUUCCAAAAGAAUAAAUAUCAGCUACCAGUAACCAUUUGAAAGAAUGCUUCAAGUUACGUACAGUGAAGAAGCAUAGAUUAAAAUAUUUCUGAAACUUCAUACCUCACCUCUUGACAAAUGAAAAUAGUAAUGCUAAAAGAAUUUUGUGGAGAAAAAGCACCCUAAAGUAAUGGUAGUGUAGCUGUGAAGUGGUACAACCAACCAUUCUGGAAAACAAUUCAGAACUGUGAUAGAAGAGUCACUAUACUCUGCAUAAUUUUUGACCCAAUAUAACUACUUUGCACAUAGCCCAAGGUCGUCAAAGGCAAAAGGGAAUGGUCCUGGAUGCACAAAUAAUAGUAUAGCUGCAAUUUUUGUGGUAGCAAAAAUAUUCAAAUAAAUCUGGGUGCCCACAAGUUGGGGAAUGGUUGAACAAAUGUUCAACUAAAUAUUAAUGGAAUGAAAUAUUAGAGUGCCAUAUGAAAUUGCAAGUAUGAAAAAUUCAGACAAACUUGGAGUGACUUUGUUGAAUUGAUACAGAAUGAAGUUAGCAGAAGGAAAAGAAGAUUUAAUGCUUAAUGAGUGUAGUAAUAUAAAGGAAAAUGACCCCAGCAGACACUGGAAGUCUGAUCAGUGCAAUGCAGAGUACUACUGCCUGUGAAACCCACCUCCCUCCAGGGAUGUUAUAGACCCUAUGUAUAAAAUGUGACUUGUGUUGUCAGAUAUGGCUGAUGUGUCAUUUUGUUUUGCUUAACUAUGCUUAUUUGUUUACAACGGAGGGGUAAAUUGAGAUGGAGGAAAGAAUUGUUGAGAAGUGACAGCAAUGUAAAAAAAUCAAUAAAGCAUCUAUUUCAAAGCAAAGCCA